CAGUACGAGGCUAAGGAUAACGCUUACAAAUGGCGGCAACAAUAUUUUUUUGGACUUUAACCCGGCUGGCGGAACUAGUCGAUCGGAUUUCGUAAAUUAAAUGUACUGUUUCCAACGAGCCACGGGAAGUAAGAAUAUUUUAUUUGGAGCCCUGCUGUACACACGAUCGCUAUCCUUUUUUAAAGGGCUCCACCAAAUCAUGGAUUUUAUUCCUCCAAACAAAGGCCAGUAUGAAGUCGGCUGUACAGAUUUAAUGACAACGAGUUCUUUCAAUUUAAACACUGAAGAUGUAGCACAGAAUUUGCAAUUCGGCAGCGAAAAUGCGAAAGAAAUACCAGGCUACUUUAUGCGGUUUUUUUACCCAACUACUAAGGAGUCUGCAAAUACACAUGAACGAGCAAAGUGGAUACCAAAGGGCCUUUAUGCAGAUGGCUUUUUGGACUUUGUGCAUUUGCCAACUUUUAUACUUGGCAGGAUUGCUCGUUGGCUUAUGGGAGAUGCCAAGAUGCAUGCUUUAGAAGAUGCUCCUUUGCUGAACAUAACAGAUGAUAGUCACAACCAAAAAAGUCACAAGUUUCCAGUUGUUAUUUUCAGCCAUGGUUUGGGAGCAAACAGAACUUGUUAUUCCUCAUUUUGUUCAGACCUCGCUUCCAAAGGUUUUUUUGUUGCUGCAGUGGAACAUAGAGACCACUCUGCAUCUGCAACCUACUAUAUAGAUGACAAUAAAGAAGAGAAGACUGUUCGAUUUAGGAAACUAAUAAAGGGAGAAGAUGAGUUCAAACUGAGAAAUGGCCAGGUAACCCAGCGUGCAUUCGAGAUGUCUGCUGCACUGUCUAUAUUAACCAUGCUGAACAGUAAUACAGGACAAAAUUCUGAGAACUUAAACGUGCUAAAUUCAGGGUUUGAUUUAAGUUCUUUGCAGGGUUCACUAGAUUUCGAGAAGGUUGCUAUAGCUGGACAUUCGUUUGGAGGAUGUACCUCUUUGAAAACAUUGGCACAAGACAAGCGUUUUCACUGCGCUGUUAUUCUUGAUGCAUGGAUGUUUCCUUUGGAUAAAAAUGUUUAUGGAAAAGUAGAGCAGCCUGUCUUAUUUAUAAACUCGGAGACAUUCCACUGGAAAGGAAAUAUAAAGAAAAUAAGUCAAAUUAUUGGAAACGACGAACAAAAGCAGAUGCUGACAAUCAAGGGAACUGGACACCACAGCCAAUGCGACAUUCCUUCGAUCAUACCAAAAUGGAUACUGACUGUGUUUCGAAUGAGUGCAACGAUGAGCCAAGACCACGCUAUAGAUCUACAAAGGAGUCUAAUGACGUCAUUCUUCUUUAAACAUCUAAAUCUUGAAAAAACCAAAGAGCUUGAAUGCGAAGGAACAGUUGCGGAGGCGGUCAUUGAGGGAACAAAUUUAGAAAUCACUGAUGAAGAGAGAGAGAGUUGGUACUAUAAAAGUUAAUAAGAAAUAAUCGUUUUCUUAGUUUAAAUGCAGGCUAGAGUUGGUUUUGAUACUUAAAUUUGUCUAAGCGAUCAACUUUGAACAGUAAAAAAUGGUAGAUCUUUUAUAGAAUAUUAUGAAGAGUUAGGUUUGUAAACAACACGAAAAGCUACUGAUAAUUUUUGAGAAGCUAUCAUUUCAUUUCAUUUAAAACUAAGGAGGGUAGCCCUUGGUAAGAGAAAGCGGAAUCUUGGUAAAAGAUAUCGAGCAAUAUUGUUUUCUCGGGUGUAGGUUUUGUUUGAAAUCAAUUUGAAAUUCAAAGACAAUUGUCAAUUUAGCUUAUUGCUUUCAUUUUUCCUUUGACUCCAUAUAAAGUUUUAGCUAAUUUUGUUUUGAAAUUUUAGACACAGCCAUCCCCCAUCCCUCCCCCCUCCUCCCUUCCUCGUUAUAAAAAGUUUCCCUGGCCAUGCUUUUUCUGUUUUUCAAGCUAAGGAAUUAAUGAGUUGACUUUGGUGUUGCGAUUGUCCCACUUAGUAACAGAGAAAUACUGCAGUCCAAUCUUCCCUGUAGUUAAGUAAGGGUUGCGUAGCGUAAAGAGUCUAUAUGAAUUUUAUAGCAGUAUUUGCUUGGCAUGCCUAGAAAGAGAAAUCCUCGUCAUUGUCGAUUAAUUUAGAUAAUUUUUGUGUAAAUGUUCAUCGAAGAUUUUAGAGCACUA
Rhopilema esculentum is the source of this 2144-nucleotide messenger RNA. Its product is annotated as platelet-activating factor acetylhydrolase. The record is from RefSeq and is a predicted model, not a curated record. NCBI's taxonomy places the organism in Eukaryota, Metazoa, Cnidaria, Scyphozoa, Rhizostomeae, Rhizostomatidae. Gene Ontology annotation, molecular function: 1-alkyl-2-acetylglycerophosphocholine esterase activity.